Dictyostelium discoideum AX4 is the source of this 669-nucleotide messenger RNA. RefSeq lists its product as hypothetical. The transcript has a single exon. Lineage: Eukaryota; Evosea; Eumycetozoa; Dictyosteliales; Dictyosteliaceae. The coding region runs from base 1 to 669 and encodes 222 amino acids. The record is from RefSeq and is a predicted model, not a curated record.
AUGAACAUUAAUCAUUCAAAUGAAAAUAAUAAUAGCAACAGUAGCAAUGGUAAUAAUAGUAAUAGUUCAAAAGAAUCGCCAAUUUUAGCAUUGAAUAGGUUAUUAAAACAAGAAAAUAUUGAAAUUGGAAAUAUUCCAACCGGUUCCAAAACAUCAAGAAGAGAAAGUGAUACUAAAUUGAAUAAAUCUAGUGGUUCAGAUUGUUUUAAACCAAUAAUUUCUUCUUCAAAUUCAAUUUCCGAUAAUUCUUUAAUAUCAUCACCUCGAAAUAAUAAUAAUAAUAUAAACGAAAAUAAUAAUAUUAAUAUUAUAAAAAAUAAUACUAUUAACAUAAAUAAUAACAAUAAAAAUAAUAAUAUUAUUAACGAUAAUAAUAUUAAUAAUAAAAGUACGAAUACGAAUAAAAAUAAUAAUUAUAAUAAUCAUAAUUAUAAUAAUAAUAAUAUAAAUAAUAGCAUUAAUAAUAAUAUAAAUAAUAAUAACAACAAUAAUAAAAAUAAUAAUAAAAAUAAUGAUACACCGUCACCAAUUAGAAGACUAAGAAAAGGAAGUCUUCCAUUACCAUCUCUAGAUCCAGAGAAUGAUAAUAAAAACAUUUUUAAAAAUGCAGAGGCAAAUCCUUCAAAAAAGGAAUUGGAGCAUCAUAAUCCAGAUUGUAAUUUCGAAUAG